AUGUCGGUCCGAGCGCCGUCUCGUCCUGUAACACAGACACUUGCCCAACUACCGCCAGCACAACAACAACGGCAACCCCAGCCCUUCCCAUCCCCACCACGAAAUGCAAGAGACGCAGACCUGGCUGACCUUCAGAAACUAUACCUGUUCAGUCAAGAGAACAGGCGCUACUAUAAGAUAAACGAGCGCUUCCUCGAAGAGGUUCAAGACGCUGCCCCUGGCCCGGAAACCAGAAAGAUUAAGAGACAACACCGGAGUGACCUGGUCGAGUGGCUUUAUGAGAUUUCGCGACACUACUUCCGGGCAAAUAGUGAAGCAUUUCAGUUGGCAGUAAAUCUCGUCGAUAGAGUGUGUAGUCAGCGACCGCUCUUACUCGGCCAAUAUCAAGCACUGGGGGCAGCAUGCUUCAUGAUUGCUAGUAAGAGUGUUGAGACGCGUUCACCAGGCUGCACUGAGCUCGAAGAACUAGCAGCAGGAGCAUUCUCCUCCGAGAGCCUCAAGGGAAUGGAACUAUGGGUUCUCGGGGUGCUAGAAUGGUUACUCAACCCACCAACACCCAACAUGUUUUUGGAACUUUACUUGGAGAUCUUUCCUAUACCUACGGCAAUGAAAGAAACAUUGUUUGUCAAAGCUGAUCAAUGGCUUAAUGCCUUGCAGAAAGAUUACCAUUUUGUACGAUACAAACCUUCCGUACAGGCCGCUGCCGCUCUGAAAUGCUCCUUCCAAUGGCACAAAAUUGAUGGUUUCAACGAGCUCUUGUGCCAUGAGUUGAAUUCGCGAUCACUCGAAACAGCCGCCCUGGUCAGCAAUGUCAGCAUACCCCGCAUGAAUGAAAUACUAGCGUGCACUCAAGCCGUCACCGCCAUUCUUGGCUGGCAAGACCCCGUUAACUUGAUGGAAUGCACCCGCCGAAGUGCAGAGCGAGAACGGCAAGCAGCUUAUGACGCUCAAUGUCGAAAACAACAGCUGCUUCAACAACAACAGCAACAACGUGAAGCAAGCCACCAUACCACGAGGGUCCGACACGGUCUAGCCACACCUGUCAAAGCUCGUACCACACAUACCACAAACAAUACCCGCACACACACCAAUAAUAACAACCACACCACACACACAUCAUCAGACAUGGACGAAGACGAAGAAACAGAACCAGAGGACGAAGACGCGAUGGACGACAGCGAUAAUGACUCGCACGGCUCCCCGCGUCCUGGCGACCUGGACUACGAAUACUACGUGCCCACCGAGGACGAUGACCGCUACGACGAGUAUAUGGACGCCCUAGCCGUACGCGCUCUUCUCGACCCGAAAUACGACGAGCUGGCUGCCGCUGCGGCUGGGCGUGGAGCACAGGGGGGAAUGAGGGAACCUUCAUCGCCGUUCUCGUGA
This is a messenger RNA of Fimicolochytrium jonesii, 1386 nucleotides long. RefSeq lists its product as uncharacterized. The transcript is spliced from 5 exons. Gene Ontology annotation, molecular function: cyclin-dependent protein serine/threonine kinase regulator activity. The record is from RefSeq and is a predicted model, not a curated record. Gene Ontology annotation, cellular component: cytoplasm; cyclin-dependent protein kinase holoenzyme complex; nucleus. Gene Ontology annotation, biological process: mitotic cell cycle phase transition; regulation of cyclin-dependent protein serine/threonine kinase activity. Lineage: Eukaryota; Fungi; Chytridiomycota; Chytridiomycetes; Spizellomycetales; Powellomycetaceae. Bases 1 to 1386 code for a protein of 461 amino acids.